AAAACGUUCGAACAUUUUAUAACUGAACUGAAGCUACUUGUCAAAAAUUGCGGUUACCCCAACAGUGACGAAAUGGUCAGGGACCACAUUGUGUUCGCCACGAACUCCCCACGCGUCCGCGAAAAGCUGUUAAGCCAGGGAGCCAAACUGACAUUAGACAAGGCGAUAGAUAUCGCCCGUUCCCACGAGCUAGCACAAAUACAAUUAAAGGAGAUGACCGGAUCAAAAGACGCCCCCAAAAUUGAUGCUGUGAACGCAACAAAAAGACAAAAUGCUCACAUAUACACAAAAACAAAAGACCAUGUACUAAUACACAGAGAAUGUGACAGGUGUGCAGGCUCACACAGUCCAAGAGAUGCAUGUCCAGCAAGAGGCAAACAGUGUAUUAAAUGCAAAAAGUAUAACCAUUUUGCAAAAGCCUGCAAAACCAAGAAUACCGCUCCAACAAAGUCUCAGAGGAGACCCGUGCAAGCUUUAGUGAAAAAUAAUGAAGAGGAGCAGUGCGAAUUGUAUAUUGACAGUAUUACAACUGUAAAUGCAAACAAAAACAAUGUACAGGCUUAUCCAGACAUUAAAGUUGGACCUAGCCAGCAAACAAUCAGGUUCAAAAUGGACUUGGGUGCGGAAAUUAAUGGCAUACCAAAUAACACCUUUAAUGCAUUAUUCAAAAGAGUGCCCGUAGCACCAUCCACACAAUCUAUUACAGCCUAUGGAGGCAACGCAUUGGAAGUCCGAGGCACCUGCAUGCUAGAAUGUAAGCAUGACGACCGCUCAGUGCUACUAGAGUUCCACAUUGUUAAGGUCAGAGCACCACCCAUCUUAGGUUUAAGUGCUAGUUUAGACCUAAACCUCAUUAAAUUAGUAAUGGGAGUAAGUAAAGAGCAAACAAAAAUAGACAAUAACUCUAAAACCAUGCUAAAGGAAUAUGCAGAUGUUUUUCAGGGCAUUGGAGAAUUUGUUGGAGAAUGCACAUUCCGGGUCAACCCACACCCAACGCCAGUGGUCUACCCUCCACGCAGAGUCCCCAUCGCGCUACGAGCCCGGCUAAAAGAGGAGCUUGACAGAAUGGAAGACAAUAACAUCAUUGUCAAGGUAUAGGUUCCUCCGACUGCCCUUUGGGAUUAAUUCGGCACAGGAUGAAUUUCAGAGACGUGUGAAUGAAACGUACAAAGGCCUCAAAGGUGUUGCUGCCAUAGUCGAUGACAUCCUUGUAUAUGGCAGGGACAAAGAGGAACACGACAUCAACCUUCAGCGCACGAGAGAGAGAGGGCUAAAACUAAACCCUGACAAAUGCUGUGUCGGCAUCCAAGAGGUCAGCUAUUUCGGCCACAGGCUCUCAAGUGAAGGUAUUAGUCCAGACCCACAAAAGGUAAAAGCCAUACAAGAGAUGCAGCCACCACAGUCCAAGCCUGAAUUAGAAACCAUACUCGGCAUGGUCAAUUACCUGGCCAGAUUCACACCGCACCUUUCAGAGGUAAACGCACCACUCAGACAACUUCUAAAACAAGACUGUGAGUUCAUGUGGGACACUGUUCACGACAGAGCGUUCAAGCAGAUCAAAGAACUGAUCACAAAUCACCCAGUAUUGACUUACUUUGACCCACAAAUGGAACUCACAUUGCAAGUAGAUGCCUCAAAAAGUGGCCUAGGCGCAGUUCUACUUCAACACGAUAAACCUGUUGCCUAUGCAUCCAAGUCACUGAACAGUACAGAACAGAAUUAUGCCCAAAUAGAGAAGGAGUUGUACGC
This is a messenger RNA of Paramormyrops kingsleyae, 1749 nucleotides long. The record is from RefSeq and is a predicted model, not a curated record. NCBI's taxonomy places the organism in Eukaryota, Metazoa, Chordata, Actinopteri, Osteoglossiformes, Mormyridae.